CUCACGUGAAUCUAUUAGUGUGUGGUGCCAUCUGGACUGCUACAAAGCUCUUCUUUUUUUUUCUUCUUCUUCUUAGCCAACAGAAGAAAUUGCUGAAAAUGAUAAAAAAUGUUGAUGACAAAUCCACAUGCAGUCAGGAUCCAAAGCCCUCCAUAAAAGAUGUAAUAUAUAUUACAGUGGAAAUCUUAUCCAAUUGGGGAAAUCCCGAUUUUGUGGGUUUGACUGAAGUCCAAUUUUUUGAUCUGAAGAAUCAGAAAAUAUAUGUGUCCCCUCUUGACGUAGACAUAAGGAAUGCUGAUUUUCCUGGAGAUCUUCAGUGUUUGGUCAAUGCAAAGGUUAAGACUACAAAAGAACAGUUCAUGUGGAUGUGCCCUUUCCAUCCUCCAGUGCAGCUUUACUUUGUUAUCCGAAAUCCUGCUCGGUCAUGUGAUUUUGACAUAUGUAAGGUGAAGAUUUGGAAUUAUAACAAGAUGCUCAGCUAUCUCGACAUUGGUGCAAAACAUGUGAGGAUAUAUAAAAAUGAAGCUUUGAUGUUUGAUGGAUUCUUAGAAAAAGGAUGUGGAAAUAAAGUAUUUGAUUACGGUAACGAUAUUGAUUUAUUUACUGGACAAGUGAGGUCUGUCUCUCCGAGGUGUAUGUCCAGAAACCAGAUGGAUGUAGAAAAUGAAAUCAACAGUUCAUGUAGCAAUAAUGACCAUGUGCCACAGCUCUCUUCUUGUGGAAAGUUGAGCUCUUUACUUCAAGCACCUACAUCAGAAAGUUACUCAGAUUUGAAAGAACAUAAGCAUCUUUUACAUUGUAGCCUGGAUGAUUUAAGUGCCAGCAGGCUAAACAAAUCUGUGACAAAACGAGAGGUUGAAUAUAAUGAAACUGAAGAUGUUGAAGGGAGAAGACCUAAUUUAUUCAGAGAGGAACACAGACUUAUAAAUGAAUGUAAAAAAUUGCCAGACGACUCAACAUCACCAUCAGAUCAUAGUAUUGGCAUUGAAUUAGAAACCUGGAACACCAAGCCCUUUUCUGAAUCGGAACAUUCAGUCAGUGACAGACAUAAAGUAAAUGUCAACGAUAAAAGGCUGGACAAAUGUACAGAUAUAAAUAUGCCAACAAAAAGUAACCAAGAAAAUAUUAAGAUCACACAGAGUCGCAACAGUGAUCAAGAUAACAUACUUAUGGAAUCCUGGACUUCUUUGCUGAAAUUCAAUCAGUCUCAGCGUGGUCGAAUCUCAAACAUGGAGUUUGAAGGGGAUAUUUUUGAUGAGUUUCUGCAGCAGCAAAAAAUUGGAAGGCAAAGUGUAGCAAAACGAGAUAACCAAGAACAGCCCAAUCCAUCAAAUAUGAAUCUGUAUGAAAAUGACAAAGAUGAUGGGUCUGAGUUUGAAAUACCAGUUUUACCUCAUGGCCAACGCUUAUGCAUUAAAAUACUCUCUACCUGGGGAGAUAGGCAUUACGUUGGACUUAAUGGAAUAGAAGUAUAUACUUCCACAGGCAACCCUGUUCCCAUAGCAAAAAUUAAAGCAUAUCCCCCUAAUAAAAAUACUUUAUCUGCAUUUAGUAAAGACCCUAGAGUUGUGUUAAACCUUAUUGAUGGUGUUAACAGCACACAAGAUGAUAUGCAUCUUUGGCUAGCACCAUUCACUCUUGGAAAGAUUCACUAUAUUUACUUAGACUUUGCAUCACCAUGUGAAAUAGCCAUGAUUAGAAUAUGGAACUACAAUAAAUCAAGAAUUCAUUCAUAUCGGGGUGUAAAGGACGUUGAAAUUGUUCUAGAUCACACUCUAAUUUUUAAAGGAGAAAUUGCCAAGGCAUCAGGCACACUGUCUGGAGCUGCAGAACAUUUUGGGGAUACAAUAUUGUUUACUACCAGCGAUGAAAUUUUGCAGGCAAUCUCCAUUUAUGAUCAUACAUUUGCUGAGGAUUUUGAAAAUACAGAUGUUCCAAUAGGUGAAGAAAAAGUGAACAUUCGUCCAAAGACUGCAGACAGUGGUGGUGAGGGAAUGCCAUUUACAGAGAUAGACUCCAAUGAAAAAGUACAGUCUUUUGAUAUGAAAAGUAAAGCGGACAGCUCUCCAAAUCUUGCCAGUACUAUAGCCGGUGUAUACAGCGGUAAAUGUCUUCAGUUGAAUUUUGCAAUGACGUGGGGGGACUUGCAUUACCUUGGACUUACAGAACUUGAAAUUGUGGGACUAGAUGGUGAACCAUUGCCUUUGAAUAUGAACAUAAUAUCUGCAUCACCUCCAGACCUUAGUGUACUUCCUGACUAUCAAGAUGAUGACAGGACCUUAGACAAACUCAUCGAUGGUGUAAAAAUAACCAGUGAAGAUUCUCACAUGUGGCUUAUUCCAUUUACCGCUGGAGAAAAUCACACUAUAACAAUAAAUUUUAAUAAAGCAGAGACAAUUGCUGGACUGCGGUUCUGGAAUUACAAUAAGUCUCCUGAAGACACAUAUAGAGGGGCAAAAAUUGUCCAUGUAACGCUUGAUGGAUGCUGCAUUUCUCCACCUCAGGGAUUUCUGAUCCGGAAGGGUCCUGGUAACUGUCACUUUGAUUUUGCACAAGAGAUUCUUUUUGUUGACUAUGUGACAGAACGUCAAUAUAAUAAACAAUCCAGCUAUUUAAAGUGCACAGUGCCAACCAGUAUGGAUUAUGAAGCACCAUUGAUGCCAUGUGGCUUUAUUUUCCAAUUUCAGCUGCUCACCACUUGGGGAGACCCAUAUUAUAUUGGACUGAAUGGUCUGGAGAUGUAUGAUGAACAUGGAGAAAAAAUUAAGCUCACCGAAAAUAAUAUUGCUGCUUUUCCAGAAAGCAUAAACAUUUUAGAAGGAAUAUGUGGAGAUGUGAGAACCCCUGACAAGCUAAUUGAUGACAUAAAUAAUACCAGUGAUGGCAGACAUGCCUGGCUCUCUCCAAUUCUUCCAGGCUUGGUUAAUCGAAUUUAUGUUGUCUUUGAUCAACCAACCAAAGUGUCAAUGAUCAAACUAUGGAAUUAUGCUAAAACCCCACAAAGAGGAGUAAAAGAGUUUGGUAUCCUUGUGGAUGACUUGCUUGUGUACAAUGGAGUUUUAAAUAUGGUCAACCACAUUUCCCAUGGGAUCCUGCCAACAUGUGACCCUGUGAUACCAUAUUAUACUAUCCUCUUUGCAAAUGAUCUGAAAAUAUCAGAAGCAGACAGAAGAACCAUCAUUAGCAACAUUGUUGAAGAUCAAGAUGUAAGAAUGAUGAAUGAUAAUAAAAUUGUUGUCAGCUCCAAGAAGAAUCAAAUUCCUGAUCCAGCAUUACGUCCAAAAACUUGUUUAACUGCCAAGGAGAAAGGGCAAAUUAGACGAUUUUAA
This is a messenger RNA of Nanorana parkeri, 3329 nucleotides long. Its product is annotated as protein KIAA0556-like. Lineage: Eukaryota; Metazoa; Chordata; Amphibia; Anura; Dicroglossidae. The annotation marks the transcript as partial. The record is from RefSeq and is a predicted model, not a curated record. The transcript has 18 exons.